Mercenaria mercenaria is the source of this 1689-nucleotide messenger RNA. Its product is annotated as PHD finger protein 24-like. The record is from RefSeq and is a predicted model, not a curated record. Bases 306 to 1277 code for a protein of 323 amino acids. NCBI's taxonomy places the organism in Eukaryota, Metazoa, Mollusca, Bivalvia, Venerida, Veneridae. Gene Ontology annotation, molecular function: calcium ion binding. The transcript is spliced from 7 exons.
AUCAACCGACUGUAGAACAAUGUUCAGAAAAUAGUUUAUAUCAAUAAGAAUAUCUGUCGAUUAGCCCGAAAAAACGGGCAAAAACCUUACAGCGGAUUAAUCUGUCUUUCAGUGAAAAUGGUUAGUCUGAUAUUUUUGCAAGCUCUGGAAUACGGUAAUUAUAGGUCUCAACCACUUCGUGGUUUCAACCUAAAAACUACAGAAGGUUAUAAGUACGCAUCAUAAAAAUGUAUUUCUAUUUUAAUUAAAGUGUACAAUGUGUAUACGUAAAAGACUUACGUAAGUACGAUUUAUAUGACAGUUUUAUGAGGAGAAUGAAGACACAAAUGGAGAACGACAAGGAUGAGCUGUUGAGGAAACUAGAGGACUAUACCAUCACAGAAAGUCCUAGCAUAUCUACAAUCCGACCAAAGUCCCCCGUACAGUCAACCCGUAAAAUACCGUACCCGGACGUGCCAACAUAUGUUAAGUAUGAGAUACCUUCAAAUGCUAAAUGUGCGAUAUGUGAGCACGUGUUUGCCGUGUUCCACGAGCACGAGGCAGUACCAUGUCGAGUGUGUGAUGAUGUCUUCCAUAAAGAUUGUCUGAUGAGAUGUGGAGAUCUUACAGAUACAGACAAACAUAACAUAGACAAAGCAAGGUCCAAUAUCGGAUGGAGCUGUCCUCAUUGCGCAAACAUUUCGCUGUUAUUAACGACUGAAGAAGUGAAGGCGAUGACAUAUUUAUUUGAGAAAAUAGACUUCAAUCAAGAUUUACAAAUUUCACUGGCGGAGUACCUUCACCAUUUUUCACGUCGGUCUUCACUGACCAACAAACGCGGCCAGUUAUUACCGGCAGAACGGGACAGACUUUCACGCAACUUCAAAUACAUGGACAUGAACAAAGAUGGAAAACUGGACUGGUGGGAAUUUGUCAACCAUGAAAGUAAACUUUAUCUGGCUGAUAAAAACAAAUAUGAUUUGGUUGAUCUAUUAACCAAGAAGGAACUGUGUGCGGCCAAGGCAACAUUUAACAAAAUGGAUAUCGACGGCGACGGCAGAAUCAAGGAAUAUGAAGUAAAAGAGGCCUUCAAACAUUGGUACAGAAAUUUCGAAAAUCAAAAGCCUAGCUUCACGACAGAGAUGGUGAAAGACUCGGACAUCCUUGAUCUACAUGCCAGUGUAUUCACCCGGUGGGUCAUGGAAUCUAAUAACAGUCAGGGUGAUGUGAAAUGGGAGGAUUUCAUAUUAGACCAGGCAUUGUAUAUCAUUUGUGCUCGACCAAACAUCAACAUAUAGGAGAAAGGAUACAAAUCAACUUGAAAACACCAUUCAAAGUUUUUAACAAUUCUCAGGGAUUAUUUGUCAGUUGAAACAGCAAAUGUUAAAAAUGUGUAUCUCUGACACAAAGACGGUUUAAGCAUUGGUAUGGAAGGAAUGUUGUAUGUGAAGUAUAUAAUUUUAACUUGUGUUAUUGUGUAUACAUGAUGAGAACAGAAAUAGUACAUUUAUUACAAUCGGAUUUCAUAUUUUUAUGUUAUGUAAUAUGCAUUAAAAUAAUAAAUACACAUUACAUUGUGGUGGGAAGGGCAGAUAUAGACCACUAAUAUAGAGCCCAGUUGUAUUUUUUAACGAACAUACUCUAGUUUUGAAACAUUAUUAAAGCAGCAUUUACAAAACGAUUAUUGGGAUUCAAUUAAAAUUUACUUUU